Strongylus vulgaris is the source of this 218-nucleotide messenger RNA. The record is from the annotation of a GenBank genome assembly. NCBI's taxonomy places the organism in Eukaryota, Metazoa, Nematoda, Chromadorea, Rhabditida, Strongylidae.
AUGACGCCAACCCUAGCCGAGGGGUAUGAGGAAAUUCAACGUGGAGGCACAAGAGCUUGGGAGGAGGCAUUUAUGAAAAUGCAUGUGCAUUCACACAAAGAAGUCGGUGAACGUGGUCUUACUACAAAAAUAGCCAAGAAUUUGUUAAACAUGGAUAGAAAUCGUUACAUAGAUGUGCUUCCGUGUAAGUUAUUUUCUCAUUUCAUGUAUCAGUAAUG